GCAAAUUGUUUAGUGAAAACACCUUUAAAAACCUAACUGUCACGUCAGAUUACCGUCAAUGUCAAUUUGACAACGUCAAACAUCACUGCUUUGUUUUUUUUCUUCAGAAAGAAAACGUUUUGUUUUGAAAUGUUUAGAAGAUGUGUUUAGUACAAUAAAUAUUAAUCAUAUUGUUAGUAUUUUUCAUAAUUUUCUAUGUGAUUUUAACUAACCUUAUAGCACGUUCAAUUCUAACUCCUUUUUAAUAUAAUUUACAUUCUUGUUAUGUGAAAUGGAGCUAAGCAAGGUCUCAUUUGGUUUCUCCAAGAUUACAAAAAAGACCAACAUUAUAUCCAGCACUUUGAAGCAAGAAGAAAAAAAGGUUGAAUUAGUUGAAUGCUUAGAAGGACAAAAUAUCAAAGUCAAAGAUGCCAUUGAAGAAGUAAAGGGACCCCUGGUUAUCCCCUUAAAAGAUAAUGAAAAAAGUCUUCUGGAUAGAAUAAAAGCGUCAAAAAAGAAGUCAACAAAAAAUGAAGCUAAGCAAGAAGGACCUAAAGAUACUCGCCCUGAUUCUGAGCUAACACCAGAUGAGCUUGCUGCUAGACUGUUGAUAAAAGAUGCACAAGAGCGUUUAGCUAAUGGGCACAUAACAACCAACAGCAAAGUCUCGAUGCUCCCAGCAUCUACCGACCUACCAGACUUAGAAGGUGAGAAAGAACCCACUCUCGAAGACUAUGAAUCAGUACCUAUUAAUGACUUUGGUAUUGCACUUCUUAGGGGCAUGGGGUGGAAGGAGGGUAUGCCCAUUGGUAAAAAUGUUUCAAAGGCAGCCCCUCUUAGUGUACCAGAGUUAAGACCUAAGGGGUUGGGCCUUGGAGCAACCAAAGUUAUUCAAGACGAAAUGCCAAACAAGAAAGCCAAAGAUAAUGAUGGGAAUGAGUUAAUUUUGGUGAAAAAUGCCUUUGCUAAAGUUAUUGCUGGACAUCAUAAAGGGUUUUAUUGUCAGGUCCAAGGCUUUGAUGAAGAAGCAGGGCGGGUAAUAAUAAAAGUUUACCCCAAAGGAGAGAUAGUUAAUAUAAAUGAGCUCAUGUUAAUCCCAGUUACAAAGGAUGAGUUUUCAAAGGGAUCAAAAUUCAUAAAUAAUGCCAAAUAUGAAGAAUAUAAACAAAUUUCUGAUAAAAAAUUAGAGUCUUUUAAAGGGAAAAAGGAAAGAACUGAUUACAAUUCAGAUAAUGAGGAGGAUAGAGAAGAAAAAUCAAAGAAAUCUGAUAGAAAUAUAAAAAUAGAAGUAGAUGAUUCAGAUUCGGAUAACGUCACCCGCAGAAGAGGACAUCGAUCUUCCCAAAAACACAAUGACUCUUCCCCCGAAAGAGGAAAAUCAUCUAAAAGUAAUCGGAGAUCGAGGUCUAAAGAAAAAAAAUCAUCGCGAAAACAAAGAAGUCCUUCAAAUUCUUCAGAUGAUGACUACUAUCGCAAGAAAAAGAGCCACAAGCAUAAAAAGUCAGAAAAUAGGAAAAAGUAUAGGAGUAGAAGUAAGUCAAGGGACAAAAGUUCAAAAAAUAGGAAGAAUAGAGCAAACUCUAGUGAUAGUGACCAUUAUCACGAGAAAUCUAAAAGUAAGAAAAGUGCAUCAAAAAGCAAACAUAGAAGUAGGAGUAGGGAAACAGAAAGGUACACUAGUAAGAGGAGAUAAUUAUAUAUUUAUCGUUCACUCAUAUUUAUUAAAUUCUAAGGCGAAAAUUAUGUAGCCAUUUUGUUGUCUAGUCAAUAAGUCAUUUAACUUUCUUUUACGGCUUAAUUGACGUUUACGUAACAACUUACUAUCCAUCAUAUUUUCUCCUGUGACUUAAUUAUUUAUUUAAUGUUAAACUUGUCAAAAUCAAAAAUUAACUUGUCAUCUACUGACUGUUCACAAAAAGUCUGAUAUUACAAAUGGUCCAUGACUUACACGUAAUAUGAAAUUAAUCCAGAGUAAACUUUUUUUCAGAACAGAAACAGGUUUUAAAAAGUUUUGAAGAAAUAAUGGUUAUAAUUUUCUUGUUUUAAAUGUGGCAUCCAGAAUAUGUUUAUUUAUGCAGAGUAGUUUCAAUAUUUUAAUUAUGCUUGCCUUAGCUUAUUUGAAAUGUCAUUAUUCAAUAUGCCUCCUUUAUUUUCUAAUUUUUAUGUUUAUUUCAUUUUCGGUAAAUGUGGAGUAAUAGGACAAAAAAAUUAGCUGACACUUUAAUAACUGAAAUUCUUCCGAAAAGGCAUUUUUAUAGUACAACAUAUUUUCUCCCCUCUUAAGGGACAAAUGCACCAGAUUCUGCAAGUGAAUCACUUAUUUGUGACAGGAUAUGUCACAAGGUGUUUUGAGAAAAUUGAUAAAUAUUGUUUAUAUGUCAACUUAAUUAAAAAUUUAUUUUUUUUGGGGCAUAAUAAAAAUUUGUAUCCUGUGUAAUAAUUAUGCUUAUAUAUAUUUAAAUUUUUUUAACAGAUAUAGAUUUUUUUAUAAUCUUAAUAAUCUGGCUUAGAUCCUCUAACGAAUUACUUUAAAAAAUAUAACUAGGUCAUUUAUUUUGUAAAUUAUAUUAAUAAAUUAAUGAUAAAAAAACGUAAUUUUAUUCAGAUAAUUUAUUUUCAAAGACUUAUAACUAAACAUAUUAAUAUUUUUUAGGAGAAAAAAAACAACAAGAAAAAAAACAACACCUUUUAGUUUUUUAUGACAUACUAUUUUUUCUGCUCAGUUUCUCUCUAUUUUCUCAUAAAAUUUCACACACAACAUUUUCAGGAAUAUAACCAGUUACUUUUCGGAUAUCACUCAUUUUCUUAAUGUUAAUUGAAAUUUUUUCCCCAGGAUAAGCCCUUUAGUCGCCCUUUAUUCGGUAGUUAAACAAUUCCUACAUCAAGAAUUUUUAGCAAAAAAGAACUCCUUUGUACCCCAUCAAUACAUUUCAAAGAUUCAGCAGUUCCUUUUCUUUCAUGAUUGUAAUGAAACUCCAUAAAAGUUGAAACUGCGAAUGACUCUUUUUUUUGAUCGUGGAAUAGAACUAGCACUAUUUUCCUAGGAAAAGUAUAUUUUUUAUAGUACUUCAACCCCCAGUUUUUAAAUUGAAAACCGUUUCUACAGUAAAUUUACGCGCAUAAUGGCGACGGACAUGCAGAUGUCGUUAUCGGUGCGAGCCUCUGUAAAUUUAUGAAAUGAUUCAAGUCACUGACUUAUACUCUUUCAAAAAUAAAAUAUAAUAUUCUGGUGGCUGUUUAGAUACUACCAGCAGUAGUAACUUAAUAUAUAUGACUAUAAUAAUCAAUAUAUGACUGUAAUAAUCAAUCCUGAUUUUCGUCAAGUACUUAGACCCUUUCAUAAAUAAACAAUUCAAGUAAGGCUUGGGAACAUUUAAGCAGUAUAUUUACAAUACUUUAUAUUUAGCAGAAUUUUGUAGCUACUUGGAACAAAAAUCUAUCCAUUCAAAAAAGUUGAAAAAAGAUGUUCAUGUUUUUCACAUAGACUUGGAUGAAUUUGCUCUCUCUACAGACUAUUUAAAGCCUUUAAAAUAAAAAACUUUACUGUGCCUUUUCAAUGAUUGCUCUACCUCAUAUUUUAUCUCGAAAUUCUUGAGUCCAGUCUCGGUAGAGUUUACAAUGUAAAAAAAAAACAAAAAAGGCUCAAUUUUUUGUUUUACGUCGGACAAUUAUCAAGCCGCAUUAUAGUAUUAAGCAUGUCUGUUAUAUAAAUGAAAUUCUAAAAAAGUUGAAAUGAAAUCUUCCUUAUUUCGACUCGCAACCCCUUCGUGCCAUAUGAUUGCCACCGUAUGGUAUAAAUAACCCUGGGGAUGAAGACAACUUCCUUGAAGAUAUCGUCUUACGGCAGCAGACAUCAUUAUUAUCCAUUUUGUUAUUUAACCCAGAUAUGCCUGAAUUGUUUUUCUCAACAUUUCUGCUUUAAUGCUAAUCUAGAAAAACACAUUUUGUUUAUUUUUUUUUUAAUUUUCAAUCUUUCUUUCAGGGUGUCAUCAUAUAGGUUGUAGUUCUUAUAUAAAAAAUCUAAAUACUAGUUUUAAAGUAACUGAUAAGCAAACAAAUUUUCAGACCUAUGAUAGCUCACAAAACACUCCACAAGCCACGUGACAUUUUUUCUGAACUUUUUUGUGACAUAUUCGGCAUCGAGUUUGUUUGGGCUGCGGUACAAGAAAGUGAUCUUGGUUAUUUAAUCUUGAUUCAACGUUUUCCAACGCAAAAGGUCUUUCCCUUUUUUUUGCACAUCAAUUGGUUUCCAAGAGCGUCAGAACAAUUUGUCGUCUAGUCGUUAGAUGAUCAAGUGAACUUCCUUGUCUAUGGAGUUGCCAUGCGUUCUGUUCGCAAUGUGUCGAGACCAUAUGCAAUUGGACAAAAAUACCAUUUUUUUACCCCUUACAGACGUUUUCUAGAGGCUUACAGUCUGGUCGCAACGAUCAACUCCUCCCAUGAACUUAUUAUAAAUAUAUAACGGGUGUGGCUGAUCUACAGUGAUCCUUUUUUUUAUCUUUUUGGGAAAACCGUGAUACUAUAUAAUGGCUUCACCGAUAAAGUAUUGGAACCAACAGUUACUGCAUUCAUAUUCAAAAUCAUAUUCUCCUCUCUUCUUUUUCUUUUUCUCGUUUUUUGACAAUAUUGGACACUUUGACAUCCUGUUUUCUCGGAUGGUUCCUGUAGCUCUUAUUUUGUUCUUUUGUAGUUGAAUCAAGAGUGGGACCGUUUCAAAAAAUUAUCAACAAAUAUAUGGUAGAAAAACUUCCAAGCCUCUUAAGUAUGUCGGCAUAUUCUAGAAUAACGGAUGAACGUAAACCAAAUGAUUUGUAUUGUUCUUUUAGCUUUGUUUUCGCCCCUUGAUUGAAGGCCCAAUCCACACACAGUAGCCGCUACUUAUAGCACCCAUCCAUACCUUGUAACCAUAACGAAUUGGUUUAUUUUUGAUGAAGUGCUUACAUCCAUGUUUCCCAAAAUAGGGAACGAUGGAUUUAUCAACACUGUGAAUCUCAGAAUAAGACGCGAAUCUCUGGAAGUUUUUAUUCAGUCUAUCAAAAAACGGCCUAAGUUUGGCAUACUUGACAUGAUGAACUCAAACCUAUCUCUAGCUAAUGCAUUUGCUACUACCUCGUUCCUUGUAUCGCCACUUUUUUCCAAAAACAUACACCUCCUUGGAAGAGGCACAUAUCCAUUUAGCAACAAUACUCCGAAAAAUGCUUUCAUUUCAGAGCGAGUUAUUUCCAGGUUUAUUUUUCUUUGCACCAUACAUAUUACUGUAAACAAACAUAUUUUUGAUAGCUUCAUCAAACAUUUGAAAAAAUAGUUCUGUUGAAGAAAAAUUUGCAUUUGCCUCUUGCAUUGGUUGCCACUCUAAUGCAGAUGGUUGCAGAUCUCUUUUUCCCAUACAUAUUCUUUCCUAGAAGAUGUUUAUAAAAGGCUAAGCGGUAUGUUGUCUUCUUCAUUCCACAAGUCAGCAUCAUUCUCAUCUUCAUUUUCGUUAUUUCGAGCCAAUUUAGUUUCCGCUCUUAGUUGGGUACCAGGUAAGUUACUUACAGUCAUAAAUUCCUUAUUCCCCUAGUCUUCAUCCGUUAGAUCAUUGUAACAGUUGGUAAGUGGCAUAAGGGCAAUUUGCAAGUCAUUUCUACUGGAUGUAUCGUCUUCCUUCAAGUUCUGUAGUAAGUCGUGUAGCGUCAGACCGCUGAAACCAAAAAGUCAUUAUUUGCAUGGUGAUAUGUCGAUUGCUCUUAAAAAAGGACAGUGCUAGAAAAAACGUACUAGCCUCCUUCUGCAAAUAUAACUUCAAAAUAUUAGUACAUGAUAGAUACGUCUGUUUUGUAAACAUUUCAUCUAUAAAACUCCAAAACUCUACUUAUAGAACCGAAAAAUACUUACCCCGUUAGUCGAAGGUCAAUGGGAUAAUCAAUUUUUUAUUUAUGACACUUUCUAAAACUACGAAAAACACAGUACAACACACGCAAUUCUAAUAACUUAUAAACCUUCAACCACAUGUUCUGCGAUGAAAUACGAAGUGCCAUCUCAUUUAAAUAAGCGGAACUAUGAAAAUAAAAUUAUUGUAAGUGGCUGUAACAGGUGUCUUCAUUUAAGGACAAUAGGCAUAUCUGGGUUAAAGGUAUUACAAAUUUUAAUGUGCUAUUUUUGUUAAAACACAUGCUUUAAUAAUUUUAAUAACCAAACAUUUAGCGCUCACUGUGAGUAAAAUGAGAAUGUAAGUAAAAUUCUGUGUCGCGUGGAUAAGACGACUUUUGGAAUGAUAUACAUCGCCUAUAUAGUAAGUUUUGAUUUUUCCUAUGCUUUUAUUAUAGACUAAGGCAUAACAGUUUGAGCAUGAUUUGGUUUUUUUAAUGUAUCAUUUUCUUUAAACAAAGGAAGUUUUUGGAAUCAAACCCCUCAGAUAAUCUAUGUCUCUGCCUAAAAGAAAUAAAUCACCUGGCCGACCAUUUUUAAAUCUAGUACAUGAAUUAUCUUGCUUUAUGUAUAGUUUAAUCAUAUCAAAAACUUCUUUGCGGCUAAGCCAAAACUCAUUAUUUUCUGUAAAAUCUGCAAUUUCCUGUUCUUCACUGACAGAUAAGAUGAAACACCUCCUACUUUGCCAUUUCCAGAAGUCUUUCCUUUGCCCCUUGUGCCUAAUAAGUAAUGCUUUAGAAUUAAUCUUGAAAAGUGAUAAAAAGCAGCGCCACCUUGUGUACUUUUAUUUUAAUCAAAUGCCUUUUCCAAGUACUCUUUGGUGUACGUAGAACCUUUCUGCGUCUUUCACGUCCAACAUACGGUUACACCAUUGCUUAAAAAAAACUAUUAUAAACUCCUAUAGUAAUGUCAUAAUGCGGAAAAUAUAUUAUACUACCAGGUAAUUUUUGUCGCUAAUAUAUGCAGCGCGAUGCUUAUAGAUUAAGUGAAGCAGAAUUUUCGCCAGCUUUUAAAUUGCAGAUAUGUUAAUUUGUUAUAAUUGUAAUAGGUUUAAUUUGGUUAAGAUUCUUGCCUAAUGAGGACAGCACUUACAAGAAAAAACAAUUUAGCAAAUUGUACUUGCCACAAAAGGUGUCAACGUCAAAAUAAUUUUACAAUGUAGCUUUUCGGCAAGUUUAACAUUAAGAAGAAAAAAUAAAUAAUCUUAAAAGUAGGUUAAUAAUUAGUCUAUCUUGUCGAAAAUUAAUGGAUUUAAAAAAACUUGCAUCUCGAAAACAGGGUACAAUUAAAAAAACACUUCAUUUUCAUAUUAGAAUUUAAUUAGUAUCCCAUUGUAACAUUGAGAGACCUUGUAUAUUAGGGGCGCAUAAUUUAAUGACUUAAUUUGUUCUGAUAAUUGUAAGUACUAUAAUAUUUAAAACUUUAUUGUAAGUCUUAUGGAUUAAUAAUUAUAUUUAUAUAUAUUAUUGUUACACAACAUAUUUUGAUUUGAAACUCAAAUACACCUGAACAUUUGUAAAUUCUAAAUAUACUAUGAGUUAAAGCUAAUAAGAAUUUUCAUUUGGGUAAGAAUUAGAUUUAAAGUCUUUAAGUAAACUGUAAGUAUUACCCAGAUAUUUUGAACUUAG
Messenger RNA from Anthonomus grandis grandis, 7514 nucleotides. RefSeq names its product G-patch domain and KOW motifs-containing protein-like. Gene Ontology annotation, biological process: mRNA splicing, via spliceosome. Gene Ontology annotation, cellular component: spliceosomal complex. The coding region runs from base 272 to 1672 and encodes 466 amino acids. Lineage: Eukaryota; Metazoa; Arthropoda; Insecta; Coleoptera; Curculionidae. Gene Ontology annotation, molecular function: nucleic acid binding. The record is from RefSeq and is a predicted model, not a curated record. The transcript is spliced from 5 exons.